This is a messenger RNA of Ectocarpus siliculosus, 561 nucleotides long. The record is from the annotation of a GenBank genome assembly. NCBI's taxonomy places the organism in Eukaryota, Phaeophyceae, Ectocarpales, Ectocarpaceae.
AUGCAGCAGGCGGAGCAGUCGGCUGCCGCCGCUGCGGCGACGGCGGCGGCGGCGGCUCUGCAGCGGCGGCGGGCGGCGGCGGCGGCGCGGUUCCGAGUGGGGUUGCCGGACCCCCGCCGACCCAGCGACGAGCAGGAGGAAGAGGAGAAGGAGGAGGAGGAGGAGGAGGAGGAGGAGGAAGAAGAAGAGGAGGAGGAGGAAGGUGGUGCCAACAGCGAGGACGGGCGUUAUUCGUCUCUGCCGAGUCUGGCCUCUAUAGGAGAAGAGGACGAAGAUGCCGACGAAGACGACUCAUCUGACUACGACUCGGAGGGAAACAACGGCGGCGGCGGCCGGUGGCGGCAGCGGGGGCAGCGGCAGCCACGCCGAGCUCAGAGCGUUGGCGGGGUGCCGGCGGAAGCGGAAGCGGAAGGAGAAAAGCCGCUCACGGCGGACGAGUUCAUCAUAAAAAAGCUGCUCGAUGAGGGAAAGCUCGGGCGGAUGGAGGCUGCCCAGAUGAUGCUGGAGUGCCGCAGCGAUGCCGGCGUCGGGCGGCUUCCGGAGGGGAAGGGGGGGGGGUAG